GGGGCGGGUCUUCCGGGACCAGGGCGCGUUGGGGAGGAAGGUCAGGUCCAGGGACUCUUUCUACUUGCUGGUCAAGAAAUGUCUUCACUUUCAGAAUAUGCCUUGCGCAUGUCUCGUCUGAGUGCCCGCCUGUUUGGUGAAGUUGUCAGGCCCACUGAUUCCAAGUCCAUGAAAGUGGUGAAACUGUUCAGUGAGCUGCCUUUGGCCAAGAGGAAGGAGACUUACGACUGGUAUCCAAAUCACAACACUUACUUUGCACUCAUGGGCACACUCCGAUUUCUUGGCCUUUAUAGAGAUGAACAUCAGGAUUUUAGGGAUGAGCAAAGGCGUCUAAAGAAGCUUCGUGGCAAGGGAAAACCAAGGAAAGGAGAAGGGAAAAGAGCAACAAAAAAGAAAUAGUGUUGGCCCAUUGAGAAAGAAAAAUGUCUUCCUCAGUAACAGGAAGAAGAAAGUGUAUUCAUCAUCUUUCCUCAUAAUGAAAGAACGCAGUCUUCCUGAGUGAAAGUUAUUUGGAGGAACACAUCAUCUGUGUGUUAAAGUCAAAUCCAGAUAAAUCAUGACUGGCUUCUUGAACACAUUCUAACUACAAAAUUAUUUUCACCUUAGCUUUGUAAUCUGAAGUUUACCUAAUUCUCUAAAGAAAUGAAUAUGUGAAUUAUCGUUUAAUGACUUUGGAGGGUGGGAAUGGGAAGGUGGGGGUGGAGGAGACCUGGGGGUGUGCCUGUCCUUCCUCCCCCCCUUGCCCAGCCCAAACAUCUUUCAUCUCUCUGGCCCUUCAACCACAGUUUCCACUACCAAGUUCCCAAGCUUUCUCGGCCUCUCCACCUAAUCUGAGAAAUCUAGGAGGAUUAAUUUGUGGGAUAAAAGUCUGUGCCUACAAAGGGAGUACUGAAUACCUACUGUGUGUAAGGUGCAGGGGCCCUGCUGAUAGUGGUUAGCAAGAGAAAUAGGCCCUCUAGAACCUCCCAGUCUUAUGGGAGAGACUAAUAUCAUUUAAUUACAUACAGUUUUAUUAAAUGCUUCAAAGGACAAUGCCAGACUUCUGUACGAGUGUGGUCAGAUGGAUGGUUGGAUCCAGAGAGAUAGCCAGAGGCCCAAAUCUCAUUAGAAAGUUUAAAGAAGGCCUCCCUAAAGAAAUGAUAUUUAAACUGAGCCCUGGAGGAUAAAUAAGAGUUAGCCAGAAGAAAAAAUGGUGAGAAAGGUGUUUAAGGCAGAGAGCACGACUUGCAAAGCCCUCAGGCAAGAAGAAAUCAUCCUGUUCAAAGAAAUGAAAAAAGACCAGUGAGUGGUUCACCAUCAGCCAUGAGGCAAUAGGCAGAGGUCACACCAUGAAGGGCUUUGAAGUUCUGUGAAAAAGCUUUAACUUCGCCAGGGGUCAGAAUGUGUACGAUAUUAUUUCUAGGAGGGAUGACUUGUAAAGGUUUGAGUGGUAAGCUACUGAUUUUACUGUAUUCUAAGCAAUGAAUUUCCAAAGAGAUUGUGAGGGUUUCUUAAGCUUGUCAAGAGUUGUUCUGAAUCUGUAGCACUGUCCGGUACAUUUUUUAAGUACUUUUUAAAAUUACUGCAGUAAAAUACAUAAAACUAAAUUUACCAUCUUAAUCACACAUAAAUGUACAGUACAGUAGCAUUAACGCUGUGCACAUUGUACUUUUUUAACCCCUGUUACUACCUCUGAAGUGGAGAGAGCAAAGUAUACAGGCAAGUGUAUGUAUAGCAAGCACUCCAGCUACAAUUUCCUUUCUCUGCUGUGCUGAAUGAUUCCAGAACUAGAAAGAAUCCCAGUACAUAUGCUUAGACAAGUGAUAUUUUUAAAUAUUCAUAAUCCAGAUGGUAUGGCUAGGACCUAUAUUGUAGCCUGUAAAAAAGGAAAAGAAACUAUCUAAAAUUGGGUGGUUUGUAGCUGAUAGAAGUGAAUUCCAACAGAAGGCUGAGAAUCCAUUCAUUUAGAACUCUGCUGAGCACCUGCCAUGUGCCUGACACAUAAUAGUUGUAGAGGAUACAGAGACAAAUAGAGUUAGUCCCUAAGAUUGUGUGAAUGAGCAUGUGCGUGUUGUAAAGUAUUGGAAUGAUCUCAGAAGUUUGCUUGGAAAAGUGCAGAUGCAAUGUUAUUCUUGGCCAGUGCAGCUGAGCCAGGUGUGGGUGGAUGAUUACCCCAGGAUGUUGGGCUGAGAAACAGGCUCUCAGCCUGAACCCAGUAUAGCUAAAUGGGUGUUCUGAAUUCUCCUGUGCUUGGAGAAGGCCUGAAUGUAAGAGAAACUUGAGAGAAUUAGCAUGAUGUUUUAAAGAAAGUAACCACAUUAAAUACCAGCAGCAGACCUGAACCAGGAGACAAAGAAUCAAUGUAUUGGCUAGCUGAUGGAAAAGCUUCGAUGAGAUCUUGACCCCUGAACCUGCAAGGGGCCUUAGCAAUGAUUGAUUGUAGAUAACCCAGCAGUAGAUUAGUGUGCACCACUGCUCCCUGCUGAAAAUUAGAACCUAAAGCUAUAAUUUUAUUUGUACAUAAGCUGAAAGAGUAAACACUGUGAGACUCCAAACAGCCUGUACUGAACCGCAGAGGGCCAGCUAGGAAGGAGAGGAUAAGAAGAGUUAAUUCUUGACACUGGAAGGCAAUGAGUUUCAGGACACCAGGGACCAAGGGUCAAAGACUAAGUGUAAUCUAGAAAAAUUCUCGACUCUAGGUUUAGACUAGCCAGAUUGUUUAAUUGGGCUUAACCAGUCAUAAACUAUUUGCGCUUUCCCUCUAAUGUUUGGUGUUUAGCAUGCAUGGGCGAUUUCGCCUGAUCUCAGGGUGGCAUAGUAAAAAGAGACUGGGUUUUGGACUCAAAAAUCAUGGGUUUGUGACAUAGUUUACUGGCUGGCUAUGUGACCAUAAGUCACCUUCUCUGAACCUCUUUCCUCUGUAAAAUCAUGAUAAUACUACUUCACUGGAUUAAUGAAAUAGUAAGAUAUUUGCAAAAAGGACAAUAUAAAUUAUAAAAGUUAAUCCCGUGUUUUUGCAUGCAGUGUUUUUUGUGACUACUAAGAACUGCUGCAUCUUAUUAGCAGGUUUUUCCAAGUGUUGACAUACAUCUGCUAAAAAUACAAAGUUCUCAGAUUCACUCACAGCACGAUAGGUUCAGGAAGUGGAGGUAGAUGGGAGAUAGAUUUUGUUAAUGUAAUUAUGAUCACUAAAAAU
Messenger RNA from Otolemur garnettii (small-eared galago), 3175 nucleotides. RefSeq names its product mitochondrial ribosomal protein S33 (gene MRPS33). NCBI's taxonomy places the organism in Eukaryota, Metazoa, Chordata, Mammalia, Primates, Galagidae. The coding region runs from base 79 to 399 and encodes 106 amino acids. The record is from RefSeq and is a predicted model, not a curated record. The transcript has 3 exons. Gene Ontology annotation, cellular component: mitochondrion.